AUGAGACCAGAAGGAGCUCCCACCACCUGGAAGUUGACUGAAAUCGAUUUUGACGCCCAAACGCUUGCAUUAGAAUUGAUUAAUCUUGUGACUGAUGCCAGAAAUCCGUUUGCUUUUGAAGCUGGCACAUUACUGCGACAUCCGUUUUUUAUCCGUUACUGCCAAUUUGCGUUACCCAGACUAAUUAAAGAGCAGGUUAACGGGGAAAUUGUGACAAGGUUAAAAAUGAAAGAAAACAUUACAGUAUGGAAGAAAUCAUUAGGUGAUGGCCAGUCUUCGCAUGAAAAUUUCAGCGAUUUUGAGAGGAUCCUUUUUAUAGAAAAUAAAGACAUAGAAACUUUAUUAACUGAGGCGUCCACAAGAACACCUCAAUUACUUUCGCAAUACAUUUGGCAUCUUUCCACCAGCGCCUUCCCUAAUGGAAAUGAUGUAACAGGGAAGGUUCUAGGAAAAGGAAGCUUUGGAAAAGUUUACGAAUAUUAUUAUUCCAACAAAGAUGGAGUACGAAUUCUGGCCGCCUUCAAAAAAUGUAAACCGUUAUCGGAGGGACAAUCGUGGAAGGAAGAGGCACAACACGUAUUUGAACGUGAAAUCAUUGCCCUUUCGCAGUUGAACCAUCUAUUCAUCAUCAAUUACCUAGGAGUAGCAGAAAUGACCAACGAAAAGUAUAUUGUAAUGGAAUUGUGCGAGGGGUCCUUAAAAGACUACUUUAAUGGAAAUCUGGAACAAGUUCCUAAAGACUCGUUGGAUAACAAAAUAAUAAUAAGUCAAGUGGCCCUUGGUCUGGCCUACAUGCACAGCAAAGGAAUUAUCCACAAGGAUUUAAAACUCGAUAACAUCCUUCUCAAACGCCAAUCCCCUACAUCUCCUCUCGUUUUGGCUAAAAUCACUGACUUCGGAUUGGCUAAAGAAUUCAAUCCAGAAUCUUCUCGUUUCAGUGACACUAUCCAUCCAGGCACACCAUCUUACAUGGCACCCGAACUUCUCUGUGCUUCUCAUGGUGCUUAUCCGGUCAAUUUUGCCAGCGACGUGUAUUCUUUCGGGAUAACGGUUGCGCGAAUUGCGUUGAAAGGAGAUCAUCCUUUCACCAGAAGUCAACAACUCAUUUCAAUGAGAGAAGGGCUGGUUCCACCAAAACUUCAUGAUCUCAGCUGGGACUUGAUUGAUUUGAUCGUCAACUUAAUAGAUAAAGAUCCAACAAAACGUCCUAGCAUGGCCUUAGUUUUAUGCCAUCCAUAUUUCAUCUUGACAAAUGACAAGACCAAAAGGCAUUUCGUCGAACAGCUUUGGCCUGAUUUAAGUUUGGACAAUAGAAAAGAUCAAAUGAAAAAAAUUUUCAACAGACACAAUUUCCAGGAGUGGUACAGAACAAUCACUGCUGAUAAGCCAGAAACUGCCAAAGAGAAGGAAGAUAUGGAGAAAACCUUGCAACUGUUCAAAAAUAGUCAAGGAGAUUGUACAGCAGAAAGCUUGUAUCCCGUCAAAAAAUACAAACAAAAAAUUAAGAAUGCCUUAACGGCGGAAUACGAUGCUAAAGUUGGACACCAGAUCGAGGAGAUCUCUUCAAAUCACUAUCUGUUUGAUUAUUACCAAUCCAAAAGUCGCACAAGUUCAAGACAUGAACCCAAAUCGGUUCACAAGGAGGUCAAUCCCGAAAACGAAGAUAACUCCGGGAAACAAACUAAUCAGAAAACUUCAAAGCAGUAUCUUCAACACCACCUAUCCCGAAAUCGACUGCACAAGCUGAUUCAAAAUAAGCCAGGGCUGUUGGUGUCUUACAUCUGGUUUUGCUUAGCUGAAAUAGCUAACAACUCGCCCGCCAAUUCUUCGACAGCGACAACUAGUCAGCAAAAGCCGACUGCGCCAGGCGUAAAAAAACAUCAAUUGGCGCAAUUCAGACAUUGGAUUACCAACGAGUUGCAAUGGUGCAGUUUUUUCUACGAUGACGAAAAAAUCGCUGAUGAACUAUGGAAAAUGAAGUAUCCUGAAACUUCCGAAACCACGCAGGAAUCAAAAAAGGAAAUUAUACGAACAGCGGCGAAAUGCAACAUCUCACUAGCUGUUUGGACAGAAGUACUCAAGUGGAUGGGAAAGAACGCUUCAGCUUUGCUUCGUGAAGUAGUUCAAAGCCACGUUCCAAAUGCUCCAAAAGUUGCAGAAAUGAUUCUCGAAAAGCAUUGGUUCAAGGAAGAACAAUUUUCUUCGUUGCAUUUGGCAGCCUUUAAUGAAGGAAACUACACAGACCAAAUAAUGCGAGCAUUACUUGAUAGCAAAAAAAUUCCAACAGCGACUGAAGAUGGACUUAGCCCGGUUCACAUCGCAGCCCAAAAUGAGUCAAACUGCGGAGGUAGACUAUUAAAACUUCUCCUGGAUAAGGGUGCGGACCCAAAUGCUUGUUUCCAAGACGGAACUACGCCCGUCCAUUGGGCAGCCUUGAAUCAGGGGAAAUACGCAGCCGAAAUUUUAAAAUUCCUACUCGAUUGCGGUGGCAAUAGCGAUAAAAUCGAUGAAUAUGGUUUGAAACCAAUUCAUUAUGCAACGUUGAAUACUAGUGAUUCUGCAUUCACACUGUUGGACGUGCUACUUAAAAAACGAGGUGCCAACGCCAUUGACAGCACUGGAAGAACGUUACUUCUUCAUUUUGCAGUGUUGAACGAAAGAGAUUGUGUGCACGGAAAAGGAAUCCUGAAAAAAUUACUUGAAAAUAGAGAAAAUCCCAAUAUCGGAGAUAACGAGGGUUGCACCCCUCUUCAUUUAGCAACACGUGACGAAACAUUUCAGCGAACUGAAAGUAUUCGACUUAUUCUACAAUAUCGCAGCAAUCCGAAUGCUGCUGACCAAUUAGGACGGACACCUGUUCACUACGCUGCAGCUAAUGAAGGAGAACAUGCUUAUGAAUACCUUAAGCUUUUGUUGGCUUUCAAGGGAAAUUUGAACAUUAGGGACAAAGAUGGACUCACACCUACUCAUUAUACCAUCAUCAAUAAAGGAAAAUGUGGGGACGAAAUGAGAAAACUAGUUGGCGUCAACCCACAAAAAACAAACGCACACCUCAACAACAAUGGCGAGUCGUUGCUUCAUCACGUUAUCGCUAAAAAUGACGUUCAACUGGAGAUUGUUCAAUUGGCAAUCCAAAACGGGGGCGAUCCGAACGCAAUAGACAAGUCUGGGCGCUCUUCUGUUCAUUCAGCCAUCUCGCUGAAUGAAUCACUUGUAGGACUAGACAUAUUAAAGCUGCUGCUUGCAAAUGGAGGAAACGUUAACCUUCAGGACAAGGAGAAAAAAUUUACACCUGUUCAUUUAGCGGCAUCUAGUUUGGGAGGAAGGUUGCCUGAAAAGAUGAAGAUUCUUCUUAAAAGCGGUGGAGAUGUUAAUACGCAGGGCAACGAUGGGAUCACGCCCCUGCAUUUAGCGGUUGCGAAUUCGGGAAUUUACGCACCUCAACUGACGAGGAUAUUGCUCAAAUUUGGAGCUGACGUGAAUGCAAUUGACGUUAAUCAACGAACGCCCUUACAUGAGGCAAUCAGAAAUGAAAACGAUGACAUUAGUUUUGACGCGAUCCAGCAGCUGAUCGAAAAAGGCGCAAAUCCGAACGCUCGUGACAGCAAAGGACUAACACCGGCCCAUUACGCCGUAAAAUACAGAAGAGGCAACUCUGACAAAGUGAUGAAGCUUCUGUUACAACAUGGAGGCAGUAUGAAGAUCAAAGACAAUAAAGGGAUGACGCCACAACAUCUUGCCGAAUAUUUCCUGCCAACUGCUUGACUGCAAAUAAUAACAUUCUUCUUACAGAACGUCGCGGCGCAAUUACCUUGUUUUAACUUAGUCAUUACGUAGUAUUAAAAAAAUUCGUCAUUAUGCUAAUAAACGAUAAAGGAUUUCCCGGGAUUUCCCUAGUGCCUAAUCAAUUUCCCCGUUUUCUGAUAAAUAUAAUUAUACGCUUUCUCCUCCAUUUUAUCCCGAUUA
Molecule: messenger RNA, 3966 nt
Organism: Daphnia carinata
Lineage: Eukaryota; Metazoa; Arthropoda; Branchiopoda; Diplostraca; Daphniidae
Exons: 8
Coding region: 1-3765 (1254 amino acids)
Biological process (GO): protein phosphorylation
Molecular function (GO): ATP binding; protein binding; protein kinase activity
Source: RefSeq, a predicted model, not a curated record